Messenger RNA from Arachis duranensis, 1759 nucleotides. Its product is annotated as protein trichome birefringence-like 5. Lineage: Eukaryota; Viridiplantae; Streptophyta; Magnoliopsida; Fabales; Fabaceae. Gene Ontology annotation, molecular function: O-acetyltransferase activity. Gene Ontology annotation, cellular component: Golgi apparatus. Bases 61 to 1530 code for a protein of 489 amino acids. The transcript is spliced from 4 exons. The record is from RefSeq and is a predicted model, not a curated record.
UCCCUGUGGUAGCUUCAUCUGAGUUCACGGAACGGAACAUGUUUCUUCUCUUUCUCAAUAAUGGCUUCUUCUUCUUCUUCUUCUUCUUCUUCUCAUAAGAACCGUCCUUCUGUUUCCACGCUUUUCUUCCUCACAUUGUUCCUCCUAUCAGCAUUCCUCUUCAUCUUCUUCUUCAGAAAUCGCGACCCCGCUCUCACCCUCCGCUCAGAUCUCCUCCUUCUCCACCCUCCUCCGCUCUCCAUCCACGUCCACCCUCCCAAUAACACCCAAACUCAACCCGAAACCGAAACCGAACCCGAAGCCGAGUCUGCCGUCGCCACCCCCACCGACACCGACACCGACACCAAAAUCUCAGUCGAUAACACUGACGACACUCAAGCAGAAUCCGACGCCCAAGACGAAAACACAGUGAAUGGAAGCAACGGUGAUAACGAUAGCAGUGAUACUGAUGAUGAGGUAGGAGCGGUGAAGAAGCAAUUAGAUUGCGACUUGUACAGUGGAACCUGGGUUAAAGAUGAAGGGAAUUACCCAAUUUACAAACCUAGUAGUUGCCCUUACGUGGACGAGGCUUACGAUUGCCAGGCCAACGGUAGAAAGGAUUCUGACUACACCAAGUGGCGCUGGAAGCCCCAUGGCUGUGAUCUUCCCAGGUUUAGUCCCACUGACUUCUUGAAAAGACUCCGAGGUAAAAGACUCAUGCUGGUUGGAGAUUCCAUGAACAGGAACCAAUUUGAAUCCAUCUUGUGCAUGCUCCGUGAAGGCCUUCAAGAUAAGACUAAAAUGUAUGAGAUUCAUGGAUACAAAAUUACAAAAGGAAGAGGCUACUUUGUUUUUAAAUUUGAGGACUAUAAUUGUACUGUGGAGUUUGUGAGAUCUCAUUUCCUUGUGAGGGAAGGAGUUCGAGUUAAGGCACAAGGCGGCUCGAAUCCUACAUUGUCAAUAGAUCGGAUUGACAAGACUUUUCGCCGAUGGAAGAAGGCUGACAUUCUUGUCUUUAACACUGGUCACUGGUGGACUCAUGGAAAAACUGCUCGAGGGGUAAAUUAUUACAAAGAAGGCGAUCAACUUUAUCCAAAAUUUGAUGCAGUUGAGGCAUACAGAAGGGCAAUAAAGACCUGGGCAAAAUGGAUCGAUCAUAACAUCAAUCCAAAGAAACAAAUUGUCUAUUAUCGUGGAUAUUCUUCUGCCCAUUUCAGAGGUGGAGAUUGGGACUCAGGUGGGUCAUGCAAUGGUGAAAUUGAACCAGUUCUUAGUGGGUCCAUCCUAGAUAACUAUCCCCUGAAAAUGAAGAUAGUGGAGGAAGCAAUUCAGGGAAUGAAGUUUCCAGUAACAUUACUAAAUGUCACAAGGAUGACCAACUUCCGCAAGGACGGGCAUCCAUCGGUUUAUGGCCGGAACGUCACUGGCCUAAAAAGAGUCUCAACAAGGCGGCAGGACUGUAGCCAUUGGUGUCUUCCUGGGGUCCCUGAUGCAUGGAAUGAGCUCAUUUAUGCCAACCUUGUUCUCCAACAAGCCAAUUCAAGGAGUUAACUCAAACCAUCCUCCUUUCAAGACUCAAAGAGAGUUCAACAUUUUUGUGCGGGAAACAAGGGAAGAAACAAGAGAGGACUUUCUUCUUGUAUAUGUCUAGGUUUUGCUUCCAUCUAUUGAAUCCUCUUGAUACAAUUAUACAAAUAUAGGAAUGUUAUUUGUUGUACAUUGCUAAAUCUACAUCAUUGUUAUAUUGACCUGCAUAACUUAUAAAAUUAUGUUAAAUCAA